Molecule: messenger RNA, 639 nt
Organism: Saprolegnia diclina VS20
Lineage: Eukaryota; Oomycota; Saprolegniomycetes; Saprolegniales; Saprolegniaceae
Exons: 1
Coding region: 1-639 (212 amino acids)
Molecular function (GO): phosphatidylinositol binding
Source: RefSeq, a predicted model, not a curated record
AUGAUACGCCAUGUCGUGGGCCGCGGGAUCGUGACGGAGAAGAGCAGCAGCGCCAAGGCGGCGCCGACGCCCAUGAAGCCGACGAGCAUGAAGGGGUACCUCAUCCACUGCGUCGUGCCCCAGCAGGCCGGCGACUACACCGAGUACGCGGUCGUCGUCGAGGACAGCCGCGGCCGCAGCCUCUGGGAGGUCAAGCGCCGCUACUCGGUCGUCGCCGACCUGCGCGACAACCUCGACGACGUCUUUGACGCGCCCCACUGCCACUACUGCAAGGGCCUCGCGGCCAAGCUGCGCGCGCUCCCGUUCCCGGCCAAGAAGCUCUUCCACACCGACGACGUGCUCUCGCAGCGCGCGAUCGACCUCCACGCGUACAUGGAGGCGCUCCUCAAGAUCGGCGCCAACCCGCUCUACCGCAACUGCACGCUCGUGGCGACGCAGGCGCACUGGCUCCUCCAGCGCUUCUUCACGAGCGGCCAAGUCCGCUACCUCAGCAUCACCCCCCGCGACCAGCGCGAAGGUCGCAUCCCGUGCCUCCUGCGCCAGCUCCAGCUCACCGAGCCACCUCUUCCCAAGAAGCACGGGUACUCCAAGUGCAGCCUCGCGCCGAUCCUCGAGCUCGCACCCCCCAUGGCCUGUUAA